CCGGAGGCUACCGGAACCCAGAACCAGGAGAAUGCGGGACUAGCCGGAUCCCGGAAGUGAGGACUAACACUGCGGCUGUUCCGGAAGCUCGGGUCUAAGCAUGGCUUUGGGAGGGAAGGAACCCAAGAGAAAGAAGGGCCAGGAGUGGAGACAGAGCCCUGAAGAUGGCGUGGGGAAUGCAGCCGCCGACUACCUGGUGGGACAGGUUGCCGACAGCCUGCGGGGCGGCCAGCGCCCUCCUGGAGGCGGGACGGGGCGACUGGCCUCUCUCUUCAGCACCGCGGAGCCACGCGCCCCACCUGUGUUUGUGCCUGUGCCCCAGGAAACUUCUAUAAAAAGAAAACGUGAUGAUGAUGAAGAAAGUACACCCCAGAUUAAAAAGCCAGCUUCGCAAAAACCUGCAAAAAAGGUGAAAGGGAAGAAACUCUCGGCUGCAGACCAAAGACUGGCAAACAGGGAAAGUGCUCUAGCAAAUGCUGAUCUAGAGGAAGAGAUUCAUCAGGAGCAGGGGCAGGAAAGGAGAAAGUCUCAGUCUCAUGGUAAAGCAGCAGGUGGAGAGGCACUUGGUGUUGCCCUCAGCCUCGAUGAGGACCAAAGAACAAAAAUCCCACUCAACCCUGAAGAAGAGCGGUUGAAAAAUGAGAGGACUGUGUUUGUUGGCAAUUUGCCUGUCACAUGUAAUAAGAAGAAGCUGAAGUCAUUUUUUAAAGAGUAUGGACAGAUAGAAUCUGUACGAUUUCGUUCUGUGAUGCCAGCAGAGGGGACACUAACAAAAAAGUUGGCUGCAAUAAAACGUAAAUUUCAUCCUGACCAGAAAAGCAUCAAUGCAUAUGUAGUGUUUAAGGAUGAGAGUGCUGCUACAAAAGCACUGCAAAGAAAUGGAGCCCAGAUUGAAGAAGGAUUUCGUAUUCGAGUUGAUCUUGCAUCUGAAACCACCUCUAGGGACAAGAGAUCGGUAUUUGUGGGGAAUCUUCCUUACAAAAUUGAAGAGGCUGCUUUGGAGGAACACUUUUUGGACUGUGGGAGUAUUGUGGCAGUGAGAGUCUUGAGAAACCCACAGACAGGAGUCGGCAGAGGGUUUGGCUAUGUGCUCUUCGAGACUACAGAUGCUGUUCAUCUUGCUUUGAAGUUAAAUAAUUCUGAGCUUAUGGGAAGAAAACUGAGAGUCAUGCGUUCUGUUAAUAAAGAAAAACUAAAACAACAGAAUUCAAAUCCAAGCUUGAAGAAUGCAAGUAAACCUAAGCAGAAACUUAAUUUUACUUCCAAAGAUUCAGGACAUUCCAAAAAAGCAUUUAUUGGAGAAAAGGCAGUUCUCAUGAAAAAGAAGAAAGGACAAAAGAAAAAAGUAAGAACAAAGAAGCCAAAAAACAGCAGUAAUGACUGAAGCUGCUUCCUUCCUUUUUGUGGUGAAUCCUUGCAAUGAAUGUCUGGGUUUUUAUGGAUUGUGUGGAAAAUGUCGAGACUUCCACAGUGGUUUUAUUUUGUUUGUUUGUUUUUUGUUUUUGUGUUUGUAGUAUAUCUAAGACUUCUUUGAAGCAUUGUUCUUAGAAAUGGAUUUGCAGAAAAAUAAUAAACAUUAAUACUGGUGUGCUUA
This is a messenger RNA of Mesocricetus auratus (golden hamster), 1594 nucleotides long. It is a transcript of the gene Rbm34, whose product is annotated as RNA binding motif protein 34. Gene Ontology annotation, molecular function: RNA binding. NCBI's taxonomy places the organism in Eukaryota, Metazoa, Chordata, Mammalia, Rodentia, Cricetidae. The record is from RefSeq and is a predicted model, not a curated record. The transcript has 11 exons. The coding region runs from base 101 to 1384 and encodes 427 amino acids.